Myzus persicae (green peach aphid) is the source of this 1627-nucleotide messenger RNA. RefSeq names its product actin-related protein 6 (gene Arp6). Gene Ontology annotation, molecular function: nucleosome binding. Lineage: Eukaryota; Metazoa; Arthropoda; Insecta; Hemiptera; Aphididae. Gene Ontology annotation, cellular component: Swr1 complex. The record is from RefSeq and is a predicted model, not a curated record. Bases 120 to 1316 code for a protein of 398 amino acids. The transcript is spliced from 6 exons.
UUAGAUGUGAUUAUUUGCCGAUGCUGAUAUCGGUCCGACGACGUUACGCGUAGAGCAAUAAUUCAGCAGCUUCGUUUACACAAUUUUUUUGUUUCGGUUCUGAAUCGAUUUCGUACGCGAUGACCACGAAAAGUUACAUAUUAGACAAUGGGGCAUACACGGCCAAAGUCGGACACACGGACGAUGAGGCUCCCAAGAUUAUACCCAAUUAUAUUAUGAAGGCCAAGAGCGAACGGAGGAGGACAUUAAUCGGUGAUCAGCUUUCAGAGUGUCGAGACAAAUCGGGACUGUACUUCAUGUUGGGCUUUCAAAAGGGUUACUUGUUGAACUGGGAUAUUCAGAAAACAGUAUGGGAUUAUAUAUUUAGUAAAGAUUGUUGCAAAGCCAACUUUCUUGAAAUGCCACUAAUUGUGACUGAACCAUACUUCAAUUUUAGUUCUAUUCAGGAAGGAAUGACAGAAAUGUUUUUUGAAGAAUAUGAGUUCCAAGCCUUAUUGAGAACUAAUGCUGGAAAUCUGUCUUGUUACCAUUAUCACUAUGAUAAACCAUCCACCAAAUGUUGCUUGGUUGUUGAAACGGGUUACAGUUUUACCCAUAUUGUUCCUUACAUUUUACAAAAAAAAUUCAAGCCUGGAAUAUUACGUGUCAAUGUUGGUGGCAAAAUUCUUACUAAUCAUUUGAAAGAAGUGAUAUCAUACCGACAGUUACAUGUUAUGGAAGAAACAUACGUUAUGAAUCAAUGCAAAGAAGACUUGUGUUUUAUGUCUACAGAUUUUAAUAGAGAUCAUAAAAUUGCAAAAAUGAAAUGGCCUAAAAAUACUAUUGUCAGAGACUAUGUUUUACCUGAUUAUACGACUGUGAAUAGGGGAAUUAUACGAACAUUAGACGAGACUUCUGUGAGCAGAACUAUUGAUAAAGAUCAGCAAGUUUUACGCAUGAACAAUGAACGUUUUACAAUACCAGAAAUCUUAUUCUAUCCAAAUGAUAUUGGUAUACCACAAAUGGGUAUAUCAGAAGCGAUUGUUCUCAGUAUAAAUUUGUGCCCAGAAGAGACUAGGUCUCAUCUAUACAACAACAUCAUUGUAACUGGUGGUAACGGUUGUUUUCCUGGUUUUCAAGAGCGCCUUACUAAAGAAGUGCGGGCUCUUGCUCCUGAUGAAUUUGAUGUUUCAGUAACUGUACCUGAAAAUCCAAUUACAUAUGCGUGGCAUGGAGGAAAUUUACUAAGUAAAGAUCCAGAUUUUUUUUCACUUGUGGUGACUAAAGAAGAAUAUGAUGAAGAAGGAUUUUCUGCGUGCCAUCGAUUUGAUGUUUAGAUACAAUAAGACUGAAAAUAGAAAACAUUAAUUAUUAUUUAUUGCAUACAAAUAUUAUAGACAUUUAGUUUAACUUUCUAUGAAACAAUAUGUGUGAAAAUACCAAUGAAAUUAAAAUAUUUUUAAUAUUUAAAAAUAAAACCUCUCAGACAGUUAAACAUUUUGACUAUAUUUUCAUAGUGAAAACGUAUUAUGUCUGUUAUCUAUUUCUCAACAUAUUUUUAUAAUUUUUUAUUUUUCUUCUAAUUUUCUUUAUAAACGUAUCUAUGAUAGAAAAAACUGUGAUAGUUUUAUCAUUAUCCUAUAUUUUU